Molecule: messenger RNA, 1476 nt
Organism: Brachypodium distachyon (stiff brome)
Lineage: Eukaryota; Viridiplantae; Streptophyta; Magnoliopsida; Poales; Poaceae
Product: transcription factor MYB41
Exons: 3
Coding region: 250-1299 (349 amino acids)
Source: RefSeq, a predicted model, not a curated record
GUCCGGUGCCCCCUUCUCCAAACUCCAAGUAGUCCCGGCCGGCUAUAAAGCUACCCACAUCACCUUCCUGCUCUCUUCCCAUCUCUACCCGGCCCUCACACAACUAGCUAGUCUCACAAUUUAAGCUCCAUUAUCCCUGCCGGCCGGCCAAACACAGCAGCUAGCUAGCUGCAUACAUCGUACCAAUAAUCGAUCAACUAAUUCGGGAUCAAGGAAAAAGAAGCACAGGGGCAUCGAGAUCGAUUGGGCAUGGGGAGGGCGCCGUGCUGCGACAAGGCGACGGUGAAGAAAGGGCCGUGGUCGCCGGAGGAGGACGCCAAGCUCAAGGCCUACAUCGACGACAACGGCACCGGCGGCAACUGGAUCGCCCUCCCACAGAAGAUCGGGCUGAAGAGAUGCGGCAAAAGCUGCAGGCUGAGAUGGCUCAACUAUCUGCGGCCAAACAUCAAGCACGGCGACUUCACCGAAGAAGAAGAGCACAUCAUUUGCAGCCUCUACAUUAGCAUCGGCAGCAGGUGGUCGAUCAUCGCGGCACAGCUGCCGGGCAGGACGGACAACGACAUCAAGAACUACUGGAACACCAAGCUCAAGAAGAAGCUCCUCGGCAAGCGCGCCCCUUCCCGCCGCGCCCGCACAAGCCUCCAGCUCCAUGACCCCCAGCCGCCGCUCCAUGGCAUGGCAGCCGCGGGCGCCGGCAGCGCCGCCCUGAGCUCGUCGGCGCUAGAGCGCAUCCAGCUCCACAUGCGCCUGCAACAAGCUGGCCUCUACAGCACCGCCAUGCCGCAGUGGGCGCCGGCGCCCAAGCUCGAGGCCACGGACGCCAUCGCCAUGACUACUACUGUCAGCACGCAGCAGCAGCAGCAGCAGCAGCAGCACAUUCCUGAUCAGAGCUUGCUACUGAACUACUCUUCUUCUUCCGCCGCCGAGCUUGCUGCUGCUGAAGCGGCCUGCAAUGGCGCCGCCGCCGAGAUGUCGUCAAUGGCGGGUAAUGCUAAUGCCAUUGCCGGGUUCGGCUCCUACGGCCACGUGGACGAGCUGUAUGACUUCCUCUACAGCAAUCACUCUGCAGCAGCAGCUGUCGGGGCUUUCGAGGGCGGGAUGACCAUCCCUUCGCUGCUGCCGGAGCUGCAUGGCGGCGCCGCCGUCGUCGGUGCAGAUGAGAAGUUCUCGGCGUGGACGGCAGCGGCGGCGUCCUGCGGCGAGUUUGGGACGACGACCGGAGGAGGGCAGCUUCAACUCCAUGGCAGCUGCGACUCCAUUAAUAAUCUGCAGGAUUUUGUUUUAGGCUACGAUCAAUGAUAGUGGUUUUGGUGUGUCAGUGUGUUGUAUGUACAUCCAAUGAACAUCCAAUUGAUAGUUGAUAUAUAUGCAUGCAUGCAUGCUUUGUUUGAUUGUUUCCAUUUAGACUUGUUUGUUAAUACAUAUAUAUAUUGUAUGUACUGUAAUAAAUUGACAUUUUUUGAACUCUCAUAUAUA